UGAACUAAAACUGAGGCGGUUGAACAAGUCCUUAGUGUAACAGGAAGUUGUCGAGACAUUUCACUUAUAAAAUCACAAAUGUCAUCCUAAAGGUGAUGCUAGACCAGGGGUCGGCAACCCGCAACCCGUCGGCUCUCGAGCCGCAUGCGGCUCUUUAAGCCCUCCACUCUGGCUCCCUUGAGCUUAGGCAAAAAUAAGUAAAUCAAAUUAAAGUAUUUGUAGGACUAUUUAAAUGUUGUUGCACGGUUGAAAAUGUUUCGUAUCUUGUAUUUUGAGGUGAUACUGUGACACAUACAAAUAAUUAAAAAAACUGUUUUAAUUAGAUCAACUCAAAUAUGCGUCACAUCCUGCUACGGUCCCGCACCAGCUCAUUUUCUUGCAGGCGAAUAACCUGACCCCCGGCUCAAUGAGCGAACUAUGGAUAAAUCAAAGAAAAGAAAAGUAUCGGAGGAACACAGAGGGUUUAAUCCUGCGUGGUUAGAGAUUGAGGAGGGUGAUGUCUGAAGAAAUGGAGAAGCCAAAUGAACGUGUUCACUCUGACUUGCAGAUUGAGAAUGGAGAUGCAGAAAUACAGAAGGGAAAAGAAACUCAGACUUUGCCAUGGCACAGUCCACCAUCAGUGAUACUGUAACUUUACAACCAGCCAUAAAACAAGAUUGCUGGAAAGGGGAGGGGAACUGCGGAAAUGGACUCUCAACACCAGAGAUUCAGCUACUUCAGUCAUAAAUUGUGCUGAGGAUACCAAUAAACUUGUGGGUACAGUGGAUGAAGGAUAUACAGGAGAUGUGGAGGUGUUCACAGGGAUCGCACCAGGAAGCAAUGUGAAGCUGGUGCCCAAAAUCUUUAACAGUCAUCUGGAGUUUCUGGAGCUGAUCUUCACGCUGGGAGAAACCAGCGCUACCGUUCACACCAAGAAGCCGCUCGACGCAGACCUACUGGCAGUCAGUGACUCCACUUUGUAUUAUUCUGUCAUGUGUGACGGCACUGUUAAGUACAACAACUCGCGCACAGUGAAAAUCACCGACAUCAAUGACCACAGUCCGGUUUUUGAACAGAAGACCUACACCACUGACGUCUCUGAGAUUGAAGACGUGGACAGUGUGGUUGUCCAAGUUACGGCUAAAGAUGGAGACAGCACUACAGCAAACAACUUAGUGACAUACUCCUAUGCACCAACCUCAGAAGACUUUAGUUUGUUGAGCUCAGGGGCUUUUAUUUUGAACAGACGUUUAAACUACAAUUUAGUCCAGAAAUACAACUUCCUUGUGACGGCCCGGGAUAACUGGGGUCUAAACGACACGGCCACUGUGACGAUUAACGUAGUGGACUUUGAUAACUUGAAUCCCUUCUUCAGCUACAACGUGUACCAGGCCUUCAUUCAAGAGAAUCAGGUUGGGCAUUUCCGGACCAUUGAGCCGGCGGCGAUAAAAGCUGAGGACGGAGACAAAGGGAUAAUGAUUCCUUUAACUUACAGCAUCAGUGCAGUGUCUCCAGACAAGUAUCGGAGUAACUUCAACAUCGACUCCAGCAGUGGGGUUGUGUCUGUGACGACUGCUUUAGACAGAGAGGAAAUGGACGUCAGUGUGAUCGACGUCAGCAUCAUGGCGGCCCAGACAGACAACAUUUUGAAGACGGCUGCCGCUUUGGUGACCGUCAGUGUCGAGGAUGUGAAUGAUAAUCUUCCAGAGUUUGACAAGCCCAACUACUCCGUAACUCUUCUGGAAAACUCUCCUGUGGAUGCUGUUCUGUUCAAACCCGUCGUCACCGACCUGGACGAGGGAGGAUUUGUGGGAACUUUGCGGAUCGUUCCAGAUUCUGCUCCUUUCUCUGUCGGUGCUGAUGGGACGGUCAGAGUGAAGAACUCCACAGUUCUGGACCGAGAGACCACUGAAAGAUUCACAUUUCAGAUUGAAGCAAGGGAGGCGAAUCCCCCCCACAAUAAUGUAACGGUGCAAGUCAGUGUGACUCUUCUGGACGAGAACGACAACAGUCCUGUGUUCACCAGUAACACUUACGAGGGAAAGGUGUAUGCAAAUCAAACAGAGGGAAUGUCGCUGGUCCAGGUUAAGGCAGAAGAUCUAGAUGCCGACAAGAACGGGCAGAUCAAAUACUCGAUUGAAUUUGGGAACGAAGACGGCUACUUCUCAAUCGAUGAAAACAGUGGAAUAAUCGCGCUGGCUAAAACCAUUCCCCUGGAGGAAAACGUGCUAUUGGAGUUCCCUCUCUUCAUAACAGCCAGAGAUGGCGGCACGAUAUCCCGCUCCUCCUCAGCUAGGGUGAACAUUCGUGCUCCUGGUGACUCGAAACCUCAGUUUUUACAAAAACUGUACCGUGGCACCGUAGAAGAAGAGCAGGAGCCAGGAGUUGUUAUUCUUACGGUUAACUUCCUCGCACUAUCUGCUGAGCAUUCUCCGACUCUCACGGUUGUCACAGAACCCGAGAAAUUCACCAUCUCCAACAGUGGUGAAUUCUCCACUAAAGUGAAGCUAGACUACGACGAGGCUCCACACAACUACACUGUGACGAUCUCCAUCUCUGACGGAUCCCACAGCGACAGUGCCGUGGUGGAAGUUCAAGUCACAGACGUCAAUGAUAACGGUCCUGUUUUCACGUCGAGUUCUGUCACAAAAUCAGUCCCAGAGGACGCGGAGCUAGGGUCCAACGUUACUGUUGUUCCGGCUACAGACAAAGACAGCAGCUUCAACAAGGAGAUCAGAUACUCCCUGAGAGGAGGAGAGGGGCGGUUCUCUGUGGACGCUGUUUCUGGCAUGGUGAGUGUUGCUGCUUCACUUGACAGGGAGACUAAGGCUGAGUACGAGCUGCUGGUGGUGGCUGAAGAUCAGGGUCGUCCAGUCCGCUCCGCCUCAGCCUCCCUGCUGAUUCAAGUCACCGACAUCAACGAUCACAUCCCAAAGUUCUCAGAGUCUGAGUAUCAAGCUGAAGUCCUGGAGACAGAGUCAGCGGGUUCAAUCCUGCUAAGCGUAUCAGCUUCAGACCCUGAUGAAGGAGCAAAUGGAAGAGUUACUUACAGUGUUUUCCAGCAGAGUCCUUCGUCAGAUACUCCUGUGUUUGAGUUGGACUCUUCCUCUGGGACUCUGCGUCUGCUCCAACCUCUGGACUACAGCCGGGUGAAGGAGUACAGGCUGGUGGUUCAGGCCUCCGAUGGCGGGACUCCCUCUCUGGUAGGGAACGGCUCUGUGGUGCUGAAGGUGAAGGAUGUGAACAACAACCCUCCUGAGUUCAGUAAGGAAAGAUACGAUGGGACCGUCUCUGAGAACCUGGCUGGGGGUUCGUCCAUCCUGAGCCUGGAGGUCACUGACAGAGAUGAGGGCGGAUUCUCUGACGGUUACUUCAUCUACAACAACGAUACCUUCGACAUCAACAAUCAAGGUGUGGUCUCCCUGAGUAAGGACGUCACUUUGGACAGAGAGACAAAGGACAGCUACAUUUUACAGGUGGUGGCAGUGGAUCAGCUGGUUGACGGGCUCAGUUCCACGGCUCAGCUCAACAUCUCUGUCCUCGACUACAACGACAACGCCCCGCAGUUCCCGAUCAUCCCCGACCCCCUGCAGGUCCCGGAGGGCGACUACUCCGAGAAAAACCCUGGAGAAAUCCGCAUGAUCGUGCCCACCGACGCCGACCUCGGCCCCAACGGAGAAGUCACCCUCUCCCUCACCUCCCCUCACCCACUCUUCAGAUUCAGAGAGGACGGGAUGCUGCUGGCUGUCGGACCUCUGGAUCGGGAGAGCAAGGAAACAUAUGAGCUGGUGGUGAAGGCCUCAGAUAACGGCAGCCCACAGAGAGAGAACAUCACCACCAUCAGAGUGAGCCUCGUGGACGUCAACGACAACAGACCUGAGUUCAGCUCCAGCAGCUUCGCCAGCAGCGUCCUGCUCAAAGACGCCGAGGAGGGCAAGCUGCUGCUGACGCUGUCCGCCUCCGACAGAGACCAAGGGAACAACUCGCUCAUCAGAUACAGUUUCUCAGAGGGAAGUUCUCCAUAUCUGGCGCUGAACAGUGAGACUGGGGCCGUGACCCUGACCUCUGACCUUGCUGAUGUGAUUGAGGACACCACGCUGGUGCUGAAGGCCAUGGCGACAGACCAGGGCCGACCCCCGCUGAACUCCACCGCCGAUGUGGUGGUGAGCCUGAGGGUCGCCAGCCUGUCGGAGGGCGUGGCCUUCCUCAGGUCCUCCUACAACUUCAGCCUCCUUGAGAACCAGCCGGCGGGGGGGGAGGUGGGGAGGGUCUCCGCCGCCUCAGGAAGUCCCAUUUACGACGUGAUUUACUCACUGAAGACACACACAGACCUGUUCUCUGUGGACGCCAGCGGAGCCAUCCUGAGCCGAACACAGCUGGACCGAGAGGAGCAGGACUGGUACAUCCUGGACGUGGAGGCAGUGGACACACGCUCCCCCCCCACGUCUGCCAUUGCAAUGGUCAGAGUGGAGGUGGAGGAUGUGAACGAGGCUCCACAGUUCUCCUCUGAGGUUUAUAAAGCCUCUGUGUUCAGCAUCGCCCCGUAUAAAACCCCCGUCGUCUACGUCAAGGCGGCGGACCCUGAUUUGGGGGAGGGGGCUCAGCUGGUCUACAGUCUGACAGAGGACUCUCAGUUCUUCGCCGUGGACCCGUCCUCCGGCCUGCUGUUCGUCGUCUCAGCUCAGAGUCUCUCCGGACUGAACACCGUGGAGCUGAAGGCCUCCGACCCGCGAGGGCUCAGCGCCACAACCAGGGUGGAGGUGGAGGUGCGUGGCGGUGCGAGCAGCGGAGACAUCGUCGUGAUCUCCAUCAACCAGCCGGCCAACACCGUGGAGAAGAAGGUCCCAGAGCUGGAGAAGUCUCUGGGUGCAGCUCUGGGCUUCACCGUGAACAUCCUGGAGGUGUGGAGCUCCAACGGAGGAUCGUCCAGAGCCAGAGCCUCCGUCAGGACUCUGAUCAGCUUAAUCUCUGAGGACGGAGGGAAGGUGGUUCCCUCGGAGGACGUCACACAGAAGCUGCAGAGCGAGGCGGCGGCUGUGAGGGCGGAGCUGGUCAAAGUGUUCGGGGACGGUCUGCGCUUCGAGGUGGAGAUAGAACCUGAAGGUCCCGCCUCCAGCCAGCCGGCAAUCAUCGCUCUGGGCGUCCUGCUGGCGCUGAGCAUGCUGGGAUUGAUCGUUGCUGUGGCCUUGAUCAUCAGGUUCAAGAGGAGUCAGAAACACGAGCAGGAUUCAGACAAGGAGAGCUUUGAAGGUUACAUGAACAAGUCUCUGAACGGGGCGGAAGGGUCUGAACAGAUGAGGGAACAGGAGAAUGCAGCAGAAGACGGAGGGACGGACGGAGACAGUGUGAGGUUUAAAGCAAACGCACAGUGGAAGAACGAGGAGAGAGACGGAGAGGAAAGCAGAACGACUCUCUGAUCUGAAAGCAGCUGAUUCACUCCCUCUGAUAUUUAAACACUCUGCAGACUGUACAGUCGACAUCACGACUGAUAUUUAAAUAUAUUUAAAGCCACUUUGUGUUAAAGAUUAGAAACAUUACAAGCCGUCUGCUUCCUAAACAUUUAGACUUUUUGAGCAGUUUCAAAACACCUUGGUCCAAAGGCUGCUAAUCGACGCUAUAAUUGAUAAAUGGAUGUUUGAAACAGUGAUCUCCUUACUGAGCAAGUCCAUGAAAUGCUGCUGAAAGCUCUGGAAAAAGAUUGUUAUACAUUUUUAGAUCUUACAUUUAUUAUUGUAAUGACGGACCAAAUUAAAUGACAGUCAGCUUUUUAAAGUGUCAAAAAGUGGCGCUCUCCAGACAAACACAAACAUCACAGCAGCAGAUUUGAUUGAAAUUGACUCAACGAGAAUCAGCUGCAGUCGUGUUCAGAUUGAGUUUUUAUUUUUAAACAAAUCCUCUGAUCAGCCUGAGCGAAACGAAACAAAUCAUAAAUAAGAUGGUGCUUUAUUCCGAGAAGACGAUUUAUUAUGAAAGCAGGUCAAAUGGAAAAUAAUGAAGACAGAAAGUCUCUGUUUCUGUACAGAGACUCUUUAUCAUCAGCCUGUCGAUUCAUUCAAUUUACUCGAUUGUAUUUUGUCGUAAACUAACCAAACAUAUUUAUAAUUUAACAAAUAUCUGAUGUUCAAAUGUCACUCUUUAUUUCCAGACAAACAUUUGAUCCAUCUUUGCACUUUAUUCGCAAAAAUGUAAAUAAUAUUUCUGGAGCUCUGUAGUAACACUGGACCAUAAAACAUCUGUAUAAUAAAACACAUUUUAAAUUCA
Gymnodraco acuticeps is the source of this 6240-nucleotide messenger RNA. RefSeq names its product protein dachsous. NCBI's taxonomy places the organism in Eukaryota, Metazoa, Chordata, Actinopteri, Perciformes, Bathydraconidae. Bases 972 to 5396 code for a protein of 1474 amino acids. The record is from RefSeq and is a predicted model, not a curated record. Gene Ontology annotation, biological process: homophilic cell-cell adhesion. Gene Ontology annotation, molecular function: calcium ion binding. Gene Ontology annotation, cellular component: plasma membrane. The transcript has 32 exons.